UGAGACGAGCCUCUGUAAUUCGCCGGCUCGCUAACAACAAAUACGUGGGUCCAGCCGCUAUAUCAUCCUUUACGUAAAAAUUUCAUUUCGAAUCGAACGGCCGAGAACGUUAAUUGAUAUCAUCAAUUCCAUAUUGAACCAAUAACCUCGUUGAUUAAACUGCAGCUGAAAUAAUCGGAGAGGUUGGGUUUUUUGAUUGAAUUAUGAUAGAUCUACCUGCAGUUAUGAGCUGAAGGAAGUGAGGGGACUGAACUAAUAUGCGGCUGCCUCCAUCGUGAGGUUUCCUGCCACUCACGAAAAACUACGUAGAAGUGAUGGACAAAAUGAUGGAUACACCGGUCCCGACAUGAUGGGAGGUGCAACGGAACACGAAGCUUAGCUGGGUAAACUUUCCUUGGCAAUCCCCAAAAUAAAGAUGGAAAUACAGAAUAGGGAACUGCGAUGCACGAGUUCGUGUGGCAUGACUUCAUACCACCGUCUCACUACUUGGCAAGCAACACCCAGGUAACAAGCUGGAAGUAAGCACCGUAAGUUCAGUGAAUACGACAAGGAGGCUGCUUUUAGGAGAGGCAAGCACCGCCACGAGGUAAUAGAUAUAAUAUUCGAAAUGUAUAUAUAAGAGCGUAUCCCAUCGUUCCUUCCAUGGAAUUAUCAGAUCAUCAUCGCCAUCCCAUAAAACAAGAAUCUCCCAUCAUCACCCAAUUCAAACAACCAACUUCUCACCAGAGUAACCCCUCAAACACCAUCUCGCCCACCAAAAUGAAGACCUUCGCAGCCCUUUCCCUCCUCUUCCUAGGAGCUAGCGCCGUCCCGGUAACCGAGCGCCAGACUCCAGCCCCCACCGAAUUCGACAUCAGCAGCUUCAGCGCGAACACGCUGCCGCAUGGGACCGGGGCCUUCAUAAGCUUCACUAUCACCGCUCCCGGCACCACUCUAAACACAACGUGCGCGUACUCGGACCAGUCCUCCGCCUCCGAGCUGCCGUCCGUAUCCCUGCGGCCCUGCGAUGAUGCCGCCGUAGAGUGGGAGUUCAUGCAGGACCCGGCACAGCCGGGGACGCAGGGCAGCUACCGCAUCGUCGUCACGUACGCGUACGACGCGCCGAAGAGGGUUGCUGGUUACCACGAGUGGCCCGCCACCGACUUCCCGCUCGAGAACUUCGGGUCUACUGUUGAGACGUUUUAUACUGGGACUCCUGACUUUGUUAUUACGAAUCUGACUGGUUAAUCGGGGAUUGUUGAAGUGCGAGGCGUAUCUACCUAUCCUAGAUGCUAUCUAGGUACUUAGGGGAUCGGAAUUUAGAAGAAAGACGCAUAGAGUUAUGUCGGCGCAAGUUUCACUUACGAGGGGGUAGAAAAGUGGAAGAUGAUAUCGUUAUAGUGAAGAUAGCGGUUCCUGAACAUACUGGGAUCUAUAAUAAUAAUCAUUUACUAUCACAUUACCUUCUCGUUACCUUGAAUGGUAUCAAGUUCUGCUUUCUGAGUCUAGG
Messenger RNA from Annulohypoxylon truncatum, 1489 nucleotides. RefSeq lists its product as uncharacterized. Bases 643 to 1227 code for a protein of 194 amino acids. NCBI's taxonomy places the organism in Eukaryota, Fungi, Ascomycota, Sordariomycetes, Xylariales, Hypoxylaceae. The record is from RefSeq and is a predicted model, not a curated record. The transcript has 2 exons.